GGUCUGUGUCGGGGAUCAGUAAACGGCGGUAAUCAACAGUCAACUGUGCGGCGCCGGGAGGGCACAAUCGAGGGAAGGAAAUCGUUACGUCGACAGCGAAACAUCGACACCAAUAUAUACUCGACAUUAAAACGCGUUAAAAAACAAACCAAAUCCAAAAGUAUGGACACCAGUGGCGGCACCGGUAGGUCCGGUGCGUUGAAAAUGGCCGCCAAGACUAAUAGCUCGUCGUUUGACGAGUGUCUGAAUACAACGCCAAACGGGUCCACCCCUACACCCAUACCAACGUCCAGCUCUACCCCUAUACCGGCCUCAAUAGCGACGGUCGGCGGUAGUCGUCUGAGUGGCAGUCCCUUUGAUGAGACGGCCGAGUGGGCAGAGAUUGCCAAUAUUAUGGCCUCGUUUGGCACCGGUAUUGGACGGGACAGUAGUCUCGGCAAUCAUUUGAACACUAAUGGCAGCGAAGAUAUGGACAACAGUUUUACCAGUUGUAUGUCUAAAGACUCGUCGUCGACGGACUUCGAGGAGCAGUCGGUGGAGGACUGGUUGGCCCGCAUCGGCCUCUCAGAGUACGGCCAACUCCUGAUAGUCAACGGCUUUGAUAACGUGCUAUACAUGGGCUGUAACGCUAUGGACGACACAGAUCUGCUGGAAAUAGGUGUGACAAACGCCUCGCACCGAGAUCGUAUACUGGGCGAGGCUAAACAUUUGCCCAGGGUCAAACCGUUGGGCAAAAAUCACAAUCAUGAUUUAACCGUAGACCAAUGGCUGGACAGUUUGCGACUGUCUGAGUACAGGCAAUCGUUUGCCAGCAAUGGUUAUACCGAAAUGACCAGGGUCAGAGACUUGUGGGAAGUGGAGCUAAACACGGUGUUAGAGAUUAGCAAACUCGGUCAUAGGAAACGCAUAUUAGCCUCACUGGGCGAACGGCUCCGACUAAUGGAUGAUCUUGGCCUAAAUGAUCUCGAUUUUGAUAAAUUGAAUCUCAAUAUAAGCCAACUGUCCGUCGAUGAAGGCCUGGACACGUGCUCUACACUUACGUCCGCACCAAUUGAGUCGUCGGACAAACGGUUAAAAGCAGAUUCCGGGGCCACAACAGGGGCCGAGUCGGGCGCCGCUGUCCAAUGGAAACACCAGAACCGGGAACUGAUAGAUAGUUCGUGCAAAUACACGGCCAACUACUUGGGCUCCACACUUGUCCGUGAGCUCCGGGGCAUUGACUCGACCCGAGCCUCCAUACAAAAGCUCAAACUUAGCACUAAAAAUAUUGGGAAAAUACCUCAAAUAAUGCUGUCUAUCAGCUAUAAAGGGGUCCAGUUUAUUGAUGCUGAGACACAGGUGAUGGUAUGCGAGCACUCCAUACGUAACAUACAAUGCAUUUGUCAGGACAGCGAAGAUCUCAAUCAUUUUGCUUACAUAACCAAAGAGUUGGAGACAAACAAUCAUUAUUGUCACGUGUUUUCAUCAAACAAUACGGUCAAAUUAAACAACACGUAUGUGACCACGAUUAACAUAACCACCACUAGUAAUAAUAGUAAUAAUAAACAACCGGCUAUUAAACCUCUGCCACCCGCUAACGAUCAAAAACCCGUUAUAAUGAAUAACUAUAGGGUUGCCAAAAAUAAUGGUCAAAUGUCUACCAAUGGUAAACCACAUAAGGACAACAACACUACCGGCGCCGGCAGCUCAAUACCUGUGUCCACCGGCACCGGUAGUCCCCCAACACCUGUCGUACCCGCGAAGCAGUCGACGGCCACAUCGACGCCGGCAUCGAUCAAGACUACCGGCGCCGCAUUGGUUGCCAGCGGUUCAGUACCGGUGCCGUACGCGCAGCCGAAGCCACAGUCCAAGCCCUUACCUAUUGGUGGAAAACCGCUGCCAUCGCCGCCCACGGGUGCCAAACACCAGGGUCUGAGUCGACCCGUGCCGUCGCCAAAGCCAUCGACAAUUCCCAAACCAGUGGCCAUUAGUAGUGGUAGUAAUAGUAGUGUUGGAGGGGUUGGGGGUCAGCAGCACAGGGAGGCGGUGUCAAACACUACGGCGAUUACUCGACCCAAACCU
This is a messenger RNA of Medioppia subpectinata, 2061 nucleotides long. The record is from the annotation of a GenBank genome assembly. NCBI's taxonomy places the organism in Eukaryota, Metazoa, Arthropoda, Arachnida, Sarcoptiformes, Oppiidae.